Messenger RNA from Phyllopteryx taeniolatus (common seadragon), 2012 nucleotides. RefSeq names its product tubby protein homolog. Gene Ontology annotation, cellular component: cilium. The transcript is spliced from 12 exons. Lineage: Eukaryota; Metazoa; Chordata; Actinopteri; Syngnathiformes; Syngnathidae. The record is from RefSeq and is a predicted model, not a curated record. The coding region runs from base 121 to 1764 and encodes 547 amino acids. Gene Ontology annotation, biological process: protein localization to cilium.
GGUCCGCCAUCACACGCCCGCGUCCUCUUUUCAUUGCGUUAAGUGCUUCCCCACCUCGCUUUUGCACUUUUUAUUCCGUUUUUGACUAAGCAUCUCCUCGCCGUCCUGGCUUUUGCCGACAUGGAGGAUCCCGACAUACGACAGCGGAAACUGAACAAUCAGCGAUGCAUUUUAAUGAAAAAGCAACAAAAGAAGCGCGCCGAUUGUCAAAUGGUGGUCGCCAACCGAGACGCCCGCCAGAAGACCCGCAAAGAAAAAGGCCGCUCAGACGAGACGCCGCUGUUGGUCAGCCAGUCGCUCAGCAACAUCUCCCUCAGCGACCAAGUGGAGCACGCCCAUGACAACCCGCUGGACAUCAUCACGCUGGGCGAGGGCGACGAGAAGGCCGCCCUGAUGUUAGCUGAGGUGCCUGAAGAGAAGCCCGUCGCUUCCAAAAAGAUCAACUUGGACACGGAGCAAGAAGAUGACAAAAUGGAGGACGACGACGACGACGACGGCACGCGCGAGGAAGGCAAGAAGACCAAGAAGAAAGAGAAAACCAAACCUGUGGAGGACAAUGACGGACAGGAGAAAGAGAAGGAGGAAAAAACAACAAAGACGGACAAAGCGAAAGUCGGCCACGGCGGACAGACGACAAACAAAACGGCCAAACAGGAGCGCAAAAAGAAGCACUUGCAGGACCCCUCAGUGUCGGACUUGGAGGCCACGAGUCCAAAGAAAAACGGACACGGAGAAAGCGGCGACCAGGCGGAAGACGAGUGCCCGACGCCGUCCCGCAACUCUCCUCGGAGCAAAAAACAUCUGGACACGUCGAGGUGUCAAAUCAGCGACGACAGCAAGGACGAGGAGGUUCAGACGGAGCGGAAAGAACGGAAGAAGAAGCGAGGAGAGAAAAACACGGCGAGUUUAGCGUCCCUCAACUCGAACUACAAGGAGAGCUCGUCUUCAGGCAGCGAAGCCGACAACGGAGCGGCUUCUCCGAUAUCGUUGGAGGACCUGGAGGCGUUCGCCUCGCGCCCCGCGCCCAGAGACGCGACCGUCCAGUGUCGGGUCACCAGGGACAGGAGGGGCGUGGAGAAGGGCAUGUACCCCACUUACUACCUCCACAUGGAGAAAGACGACGGAAAGAGGGUGUUUCUAAUGGCGGGCCGAAAAAGGAAGCGGAGCAAAACAUCCAACUAUCUCAUCUCCACCGACCCGACAAAUCUGUCCCGAGACACCAGCUGCUACAUCGGAAAGCUGAGGUCCAACGCGCUGGGGACGAAGUUCACUGUGUACGACGGUGGCGAAAACCCCGACAAAAAGCCGUUCAUCAAAGAGUGUGAAUCCGUGCGACGAGAGCUGGCCGCCAUCUGUUACGAAACAAACGUUCUGGGAUUUCGAGGUCCCAGGAAAAUGACAGUGAUCAUCCCGGGAAUGCUGGAGAACGACGAAAGAGUGUCCGUUCAGCCCAAAAAUGAACAGGAAACCCUGCUGAUGUGCCACGCCAACCGCAAGACCGACAAGCUGGUGACCCUGGUCAACAAAUGCCCCAGCUGGAACGAGCAGACGCAGUCGUACGUGCUCAACUUCCAAGGCCGCGUCACGCAAGCCUCCGUUAAAAACUUCCAGAUCAUCCACCCGGAGAAUGGCGACUACAUCGUGAUGCAGUUCGGCCGCGUUUCCGAGGACGUCUUCUCCAUGGAUUACAGCUUCCCCAUGUGUGCCCUUCAGGCCUUCGCCAUCACGCUCUCGUCUUUUGACGGCAAACUGGCCUGCGAGUGACCUCCACUAGAUCCUCCAUCUGAACUAUACGCUUUAAAAACAACAACAACAACAACAAAGCUAGCCUACCUAGCUUAUUUUUACCGCCACGUAGCCUGCGAUAUGUUAAUAGGGAAACUAAUGCAAAAAUGAUUUAGCGUUAGCCCUUGUUAUUUUCAUUGCUGGCCCACUUUUAUAAUAAUGACAUUUCUUGUCUUUAUAUAUUUCUGCAAUUUCAAAACAAUGGAACAAUAAAAUAACAAAAGAUG